Dovyalis caffra is the source of this 1509-nucleotide messenger RNA. Lineage: Eukaryota; Viridiplantae; Streptophyta; Magnoliopsida; Malpighiales; Salicaceae. The record is from the annotation of a GenBank genome assembly.
AUGAUGUCCAUGAGGCGCCAUGGCUGGCAACGCCCUCUCCACCCUUUACAGAUGGUGGGAAUGGCAGUUUACAGUUUUCUGGUUGUGGCCUUCUAUACAUUCCUUGGGCUUUUCCUUGGAAACAGAAUUGCUGAAAUUACAGUCACUACAAUCUUUACUUUUGUGGCAGUUUCAGUUAUUUUCCUGUUCAUUAGGUGCACUGCCAUUGAUCCAACAGAUAAGACCAGGUUUAGAAAGAGGAAAAGAGCUAAAUCAAAUGGGUUUUCAAAUUUAAAUUAUGGAUUUAUAUUGAGUCAAAUAAUUAUGAGGUUUUUUAGAAAGAUGGAAAGAAAGAUCCUUAAAACUUUUAUAAGGAGAAAGUAUUUGGACCCACUGAAGACCAAUGCUCAAUUGGAGCCAUUGCUUCCUUUUCCACUUGUCAUGAAGGAUGAUGCAGUUUCACCUGACCCUAAAGAUGAUGACAUCUCUUAUUGCUCGCUAUGUGAUUUUGAGGUAAAGAAGCACAGUAAGCACUGCAGGACCUGUAACAGAUGCGUAGAAGGGUUUGAUCACCAUUGCAGGUGGUUAAACAACUGUGUUGGCAAGAGGAAUUACACCACAUUCAUUCUUCUGAUGAUUUUUGUCUUGUUAAUGUUGAUCAUAGAAGGAGGAACUGCGGUUGCCAUAUUUGUAAGGUGUUUUACUGAUAAGAAAGGAAUGGAGAGGGAGCUGGAGAGGAGGCUACAUGUAGAGUUCCCAAGAGCGGUUCUUGCCACAAUAUCAGUUUUGUUGGUUUUAAUGACAGCUUAUAGUUCAGCAGCCAUGGGACAACUUUUCUUUUUUCAUGUGGUUCUCAUACGCAAGGGAAUGAGAACAUAUGAUUAUAUCCUGGCUAUGAAAGAGGUGAACGAAUCAAUGGAACUAGAUCCUUUUGAUGAUUCAGAUUUCUCUUCAGACUCUGAUUUUGACUCUCCUGAAAAAUCAACAAUUGUUUCACGCUUUAUUUGUGGCCAUAGGGGAAAUCAGAAUCCUACAAGUCUGUCAAUAAGAAUUGAUAGGGAUCCUGAGUCUUCUAACUUAACCAAGAAACAAGGCUUUCAUGUAAGCAUCAAUCCUUGGAAACUAAUCAAGUUAAGCAGAGAGAAAGCUCUGCGAGCAGCUGAGAAGGCCAGAGAGAGGAUUAUGAAACAGAAACCAGUAGAGCAACCAUUAAAGCCCCUACCCUCGGAGAAAAAAUGUGGACCAUUGAUGAACCAAGACAAGAAUAUGACCAACGUGGAAUCAGGUUCAACGCCACUCAUUUCCAAAGGAAAGGUUCCAGUGUCACCCAGAAGGUUCUCAAGUCCAAGAAGGCGUUUUUCUGGCUCCCAGAGCAUGUUUUCUGGCUUCAUACCUUCGCCAAAGAAUAAGUACCGAAGCAGUUUCGAUUUGAAGUUAACAGAAGUUUCCAGGGAGCUUGAAACCUAUAUUUCGAGGCAGGUUUUAUGUUCUGUUAUGAAGAAAGACGCCUAUGAGGCUUCCCCAAAAUAA